This is a messenger RNA of Dreissena polymorpha, 951 nucleotides long. RefSeq names its product baculoviral IAP repeat-containing protein 2-like. The transcript is spliced from 2 exons. The coding region runs from base 1 to 951 and encodes 316 amino acids. The record is from RefSeq and is a predicted model, not a curated record. NCBI's taxonomy places the organism in Eukaryota, Metazoa, Mollusca, Bivalvia, Myida, Dreissenidae.
AUGACCCCGGUUGUUAGUCCAGUAAAUGCCAUUAUUACUCGCCUGGCGGAAGGAAAAAGGGUGCAUCCCAAAGAGAGUAUGCGUCAUGAAUCGCUACGUCUAUGCACGUUCCGUACUUACCCAACAUAUGGUAAACCUUCAUGUAUAAAACUUGCCAAGGCUGGGUUUUAUUAUGCCAGCCAAGGCGAUGAGGUCAUAUGCUAUUGCUGCGCCAAACGCAUCAGUAACUGGAACGAAAAAGACGAUCCUAUGCGCGCUCACAGACUGGUGUCACCUAGCUGUCCGUUCUUGAUACGAAAUUCUGAGGUCAACGAACCAGUCACAAACGAUAGCAUCGAAAGUUCCAAUCCACGACUGAACCGGAUACUGCACUCACUGGAUACAUCAGACGAGCAAUCUAUAAGAGAGGAAAGAAAUAUCGGGUCAGCAGCAAGUGAAGAAGUUUCUGCGGUAUCUUCUUCUAUAUUAAAUUCAAAUCAGAAUGGUGCUACUGGACACAAUAGCGAAUAUACAGCAUGUCAAUCGACGCAACAGUUAUCUCUUAUUACUAAACCGACCGCUGGAAAAACACCAUACUCUAGCUUACCUGUUCAAAUACCCAGUAGUUCAAUCCCGGAAGGCAAUUGUGAUGAUAGCAGCUCGACCGAGAAACCAGUUUUUUUACCAAAUGCUAGGCGUAAAAAGGCUCCACCUGUUACGGGGACAGAAUUACAUCCACAAGAUUCUAGCGGUAGGCGUGCCGACAGUGUAAAAGAAAAGCUCCUCAGCGAAAACCGCGCCUUAAAAGCGCAAUGGAAAUGUCUGCGGUGCCAUAGGAACGACGUGUGUAUCGCGUUCCUGCCGUGCGGUCACCUGGUUUCCUGUGAGGCGUGCAGCACCGAUCCCAGUGCCCGGAAGUGCUUCUCGUGCGACGCCGCCGUGAAAGCCAGAAUCAAGGCGUUCAUUGCAUAA